AUGUUCAGUUUUUUAAAUAGAAAGUAUAAAUUAUAUAAUUCGAUAAACAUUUUGAAAAAUAAGGUCUAUUUUUUUUCAGUUGAGUCAGAAAAUAAAAGAAAUAAUUUUAAAGAAAUAAUAAUAGAAUCAGAAAAAGAAAAAAAUAUAAAAGACAAAAUUUUACAUUUAAGUAAUGAUGCAAUAAAUAAAAUGAAUGAAAUAAAUUUAAAAUAUAAAAAUUCGAAAGCAUUAAAAGUAAAUGUUGAAGCUGGUGGGUGUUCAGGUUUUAAAUAUUCUUUUUCAUUAAUUGAUAAAAAUAAAAUAAAAGAAAAAGAUGUAGUUGUUUAUGAUAAGGAAUGUGUUGUAUUAAUAGAUAAAGAAGCAGUUGGAAUUUUAAGAAAUAGCAAAAUACAUUAUACUAAUAAUCUUAUUUCAAAAAAAUUUAUUAUUGAAAAUAUUCAAAAUAUUUCAUCAAAAUGCUCUUGUGGAAAUUCAUUUGAUAUUAAUUUAUAUUAA
Messenger RNA from Plasmodium relictum, 495 nucleotides. RefSeq names its product iron-sulfur assembly protein, putative (gene IscA1). Gene Ontology annotation, molecular function: 4 iron, 4 sulfur cluster binding; iron ion binding; 2 iron, 2 sulfur cluster binding. Gene Ontology annotation, biological process: iron-sulfur cluster assembly. The record is from RefSeq and is a predicted model, not a curated record. Lineage: Eukaryota; Apicomplexa; Aconoidasida; Haemosporida; Plasmodiidae. The transcript has a single exon. The coding region runs from base 1 to 495 and encodes 164 amino acids. Gene Ontology annotation, cellular component: mitochondrion.